AUGCAGCCCCCCCACCCCCUGGCCAGGAACGUUGGGGCAUCUUUGUCAACCGGAGCCUGGCGCUGGAGAAGAUCAAGUGCUUUGGCUUUGACCCUACUGCUGGAGCACCUCGUCUCCAUCGGGUACCCCCAGGAGAUCCUCACCUACAAGUACGACCCCACCUUUCCCAUUCGGGGGCUGGUGUUUGAUGCCAUGUAUGGGAACCUGCUGAAGGUGGAUUCCCAUGGGAACCUGCUCGUCUGUGCCCACGGCUUCCGCUUCCUCAAGGGGGCCGAAAUCCUCCACUAUUACCCCAACAAGUUCAUCCAGCGGGACGACAUGAAGCGCUUCCACAUCCUCAACACCCUCUUCAACCUCACGGCCCCAAACACCUCCCACCCCAUAAACCCCCCUCUGUUUGCCUCCAGCAUCUUUGUCAACCGGAGCCUGGCGCUGGAGAAGAUCAAGUGCUUUGGCUUUGACAUGGACUAUACCUUGGCCAUGUACAAGUCCCCCGACUACGAGGAGAUGGCCUUCACCCUACUGCUGGAGCACCUCGUCUCCAUCGGGUACCCCCAGGAGAUCCUCACCUACAAGUACGACCCCACCUUUCCCAUUCGGGGGCUGGUGUUUGAUGCCAUGUAUGGGAACCUGCUGAAGGUGGAUUCCCAUGGGAACCUGCUCGUCUGUGCCCACGGCUUCCGCUUCCUCAAGGGGGCCGAAAUCCUCCACUAUUACCCCAACAAGUUCAUCCAGCGGGACGACAUGAAGCGCUUCCACAUCCUCAACACCCUCUUCAACCUCACGGACACACACUCCCCCACACACCUUUUUCCUGACCUCUGCAGCUGUGACACUGGCUACAAGCAUGGGAACCUCUUCAUGUCCUUCCAAAGCAUGUUCCAGGAUGUGCGUGAAGCCAUGGACCAUGUCCACCUCUCGGUGAGUGCGGGGGGCUGGGGGGGGACAUUGCUGGGGGAACCCCGUGUACCGCUGCUGCUGAGCCGCAUGAGGGAGGUGGGGAAGGUCUUUCUGGCCACCAACAGUGACUACAACUACACUGAUGCCAUCAUGUCCUACCUGUUUGACUUCAGCGAUGGGGAUAAGGUUGGAACCCCCCAGCGCCCUUGGCGCUCCUACUUUGACCUCAUCGUGGUGGACACCCGCAAGCCGCUCUUCUUCGCUGAAGGCACUGUCCUGCGCCAAGUCAACACGGACACAGGGAAGCUGCGCAUCGGGACAUACACGGGCCCUCUCCAGCACUGUGCAGUCUACUCCGGUGGCUCCUCGGACCUGGUGUGUGACCUGCUGGGCGUGAAGGGCAAGGACAUCCUUUACAUGGGUGACCACAUCUUUGGGGACAUCCUCAAGUCCAAGAAGCGGCAAGGCUGGCGCACCUUCCUGGUGGUGCCUGAGCUGGCCCACGAGCUGCAGGUCUGGACAGAGAAGAGAGAGCUGUUUGAGGAGCUGCGGAGCCUGGACCUCUUCCUGGCAGAGCUGUACCAACAUUUGGACAGCGGCAGCAGCGAGCGCCCGGACAUCAGCUCCAUCAAGCGUCAGAUACAGAAAGUGACUCAUGAGAUGGACAUGUGCUAUGGGAAGAUGGGCAGCCUCUUCCGCUGUGGCUCACGCCAGACGCUCUUUGCCAAUCAGCUGAUGCGCUAUGCAGAUCUCUAUGCUGCUUCCUUCAUCAACUUCCUCUACUACCCCUUCAGCUACCUCUUCCGGGCACCCCCUGUCCUGAUGGCCCAUGAGUCAACGGUGGAGCAUGGCCGGCUGGACACAGGGGAGGCUGGCACAGUCCUGCCACCCUGGCUUCAGCAGCAGGUUUCUGGGGGCUCCCAGGACUCCAGCGAGGAUGAUGGGGAAGCCUGA
Messenger RNA from Chaetura pelagica (chimney swift), 1854 nucleotides. RefSeq names its product cytosolic purine 5'-nucleotidase-like. NCBI's taxonomy places the organism in Eukaryota, Metazoa, Chordata, Aves, Apodiformes, Apodidae. The transcript has 19 exons. Gene Ontology annotation, molecular function: 5'-nucleotidase activity. The coding region runs from base 1 to 1854 and encodes 617 amino acids. The record is from RefSeq and is a predicted model, not a curated record.